Molecule: messenger RNA, 1592 nt
Organism: Maylandia zebra (zebra mbuna)
Lineage: Eukaryota; Metazoa; Chordata; Actinopteri; Cichliformes; Cichlidae
Gene: ckmt2a
Product: creatine kinase, mitochondrial 2a (sarcomeric)
Biological process (GO): phosphocreatine biosynthetic process
Cellular component (GO): mitochondrion
Molecular function (GO): creatine kinase activity
Source: RefSeq, a predicted model, not a curated record
GGAGCCUUGUGUAAGAGGAGAGUGAAAAGCUGUUUAACAAGAGACCCUGAGCAAGAAGGCAGCAGCUUUUCUACAGUCCUUUUGCUACUGAAAACCCAGCUAGCAGAAAAAUGGCAAGCUCUUUCACACGCCUGAUCUCCAAGCGCAAUACAGCUGUGCUGUUGGCCGGCUUGGGAGCAGGAACAGCUGGAUUCUUGUUGAGUGAAAACAGUUCUCUGGCUGCUGAGGCAAAGAAGAAGCUUUACCCUCCCAGCUCUGAUUACCCUGACCUGAGGAAGCACAACAACUGCAUGGCCUCUGCUCUUACUCCAGCUAUUUAUGCCAAAUUGAGGGACAAAGUCACCCCCAACAACUGGACCCUUGACCAGUGCAUCCAAACGGGAGUCGACAACCCUGGACACCCUUUCAUCAAGACAGUGGGUUGCGUGGCUGGUGACGAGGAGAGCUAUGAGGUGUUUGCUGAGCUCUUUGACCCUGUCAUCAAAGACAGACAUAAUGGCUAUGACCCCAGAGUCAUGAAACAUCCUACUGACCUGGAUGCCUCCAAGAUAACCCAUGGCAUGUUUGAUGAGAAUUAUGUUCUGUCAUCCCGGGUGCGUACUGGCCGUAGUAUCCGUGGGCUUAGCCUCCCCCCAGCCUGUUCGAGGGCUGAGCGCCGUGAGGUGGAGCGGGUAGUAGUGACAGCCCUAGCUGGCCUUAAAGGAGACCUGGCUGGACACUACUACAGCCUAGGAGACAUGACGGAAAAGGAGCAGCAGCAACUUAUUGAUGAUCACUUCUUAUUUGACAAGCCUGUCUCUCCACUGUUGACAUGUGCCUUUAUGGCCAGAGACUGGCCAGAUGCCAGGGGGAUCUGGCACAACAAUGAUAAGACCUUCCUGAUCUGGGUCAAUGAGGAGGACCACACCAGAGUUAUCUCCAUGGAGAAGGGCGGCAACAUGAAGAGAGUGUUUGAGAGAUUUUGCAACGGACUCAAACAGGUGGAGCACCUGAUCCAGGAGAGAGGGUGGGAAUUCAUGUGGAAUGAACGUCUGGGAUACGUCCUCACAUGUCCGUCCAACCUGGGCACCGGCCUCAGGGCGGGUGUCCAUGUACGCCUGCCAAAACUAAGCAAGGACACACGUUUCAGCAAAAUCCUUGACAACCUGCGGCUGCAGAAACGCGGCACAGGGGGAGUCGACACGGCUGCUACUGGUGAUACCUUUGACAUUUCCAACCUUGACCGUCUGGGCAAAUCUGAAGUGGAGUUGGUCCAGUUGUUGGUUGACGGCGUCAACUACCUGAUUGAGUGUGAGAAACGGCUGGAAAAAGGCCAGGAUAUCAAAAUCCCAUCUCCCAUUGUUCAGUUUAGGAAAUGAAAACUGAACUCCUCAGUUUCCUCGGUGACCUGAUCAGUCCUCCCUCUCAAACUGAGCCUGCUAGAGCACCUGAGAGGGACUCCCAUCAGCGAGGAGAAAGCAUUCUCUUUAAGUUUCCAAGACAGAGUGCAUUUCUUUAAGAUAAAUCAUCUUAGACGUGUUCUUUAGAGGAAAACUCUACCUCAAGAAAAUUGUAACCCCAAGUUCAAUGAAUAAACACUAUACAACAUUUUA